AUUUGCAGCAGCACAAAUAGGGAAAUACCCUGGAGCAAAAAAAGAAAAAAUCGUUGUUUAUUUAUCAGACACGAACUGUUUUUCGUGUGAACCGCAGCCAAAUUUUGCAGCAUAGCUUAGUUUCUGCAUAUCAGGCAGAGUACGAUAAUAUAUAGGAUGGGAAGAAAUGUAUACGUUAUUGGCGUCGGAAUGACAAAAUUUGAGAAGCCGGGUCGACGUGAGAAUUUCGACUACCCCGACAUGGCCAAGGAGGCAGGGUUAAAAGCUCUCGCUGAUGCUGGGAUUUCUUACCACCAGGUGGAGCAAGCAGCAGUUGGUUAUUGCUACGGAGACUCGACUUGUGGUCAGCGUGCUUUGUACCAACUUGGAAUGACUGGGAUUCCAAUUUAUAAUGUCAAUAACAAUUGUUCAACUGGUUCAACUGCCUUGUUCAUGGCAAAGCAAUUUAUUGAAGGAGGGUUGGCUGAAUGCACCAUGGCUCUUGGCUUUGAAAAGAUGGAACGUGGCUCAUUAAAAGACCAUUGGAACGACCGUACACCACCUGGAUUACACCACGGAAAUUUGGUAAAGGAGAUAGGUGUAGUUCAUAAAGCUCCAAUAACACCCCAGCUGUUUGGCAAUGCUGGACUUGAGCACAUGAAAAAAUAUGGCACCAAACCAGAGCACUUUGCAAAGAUUGGAUGGAAAAAUCACAAGCAUUCAACCAACAACCCAUACUCACAGUUUCAAAAGGAAUACAGUUUUGAGUCUGUGUUAAACGGAAAAAGGAUUUAUGAUUACCUUACUUUGUUACAGUGUUGCCCCACAUCGGAUGGUAGUGGUUGUGCAAUCCUUGCCAGUGCAGACUUUGUCAGAAAACAUGGGUUGGAACACCAAGCUGUUGAGAUUGUGGCUCAAGAGAUGGCCACUGAUCUUCCAAGCACUUUCGCAGAGAAAAGCAGCAUCAAAUUAGUUGGUUUUGACAUGACAAAGCGUGCUGUGGAUAAAAUAUACGAGAAAACUGGUUUACGUGCUUCAGAUGCUCAAGUUGUUGAACUUCAUGAUUGCUUCUCAGCAAAUGAGUUGAUCACUUAUGAAGCGCUCGGUCUUUGUGGUGUCGGUAUGUUUAAUGCUUUGUAUUUGUUGCUGUGUAUGGUGUUGGUUGGUUGUGUAUGGUGUUGGUUGGUGUGUAUGGUGUUGGUUGAUGAUCUCAUCUUUCUUCUCCUUGUCGGACUCUUAGGAGGAUUAGGACAAGUCCUCUUGACAAUCGGACUCGUUUAUGAGACAGCAGCUACAUUUGCGAUGCUGGAUUCAUUUCAAAUUGUUUUUGGCUUUGUAUUUCAGAUUGUCGUCCUUGAUGAACCUCUGUCUUAUUUAAGUUUGGGAGGUGCUUUCCUCGUCUUAAUAAGCAUUAUGGGAAUGACUGCUCAGAAAGUUUGUCAAGAGAACAUCAACCAAAGUUUGGCACAAUGUUCCGAACUAAUAUGGCAGUUACGUGGUGAAGCAGGCAAACGGCAAGUAAAAGGAGCUACACUGGCGUUACAACAUAACCUUGGUAUAGGAGGAGCAGUUGUAGUAACUAUGUAUAAACUUGGGUUCCCAGAAGCAAGGAAAGAAUGGCUUAAAAGACAACCUGAACCACCCAUUCACCCUCAGCCAACCAAAGGACAGCUUGUUGCCGCAACAAUUUCCAAGGCCAAACUUUAG
Molecule: messenger RNA, 1686 nt
Organism: Ciona intestinalis (vase tunicate)
Lineage: Eukaryota; Metazoa; Chordata; Ascidiacea; Phlebobranchia; Cionidae
Source: RefSeq, a predicted model, not a curated record